AUGACACCAACUACGUCCACGACCACAACGACAACAACGACGACUUCAACCACAAUUCAAUUGAACGAUGAUCAAGAUGAUGAUGAUAAUAGUAAUAAUACAGAUGACCUGGACAGCAUUGACCUUGAUGUCCCCAACAGCGACAACAAGGUCAACAACAACAUUGAUGGACACAGUGAUGUUGUGAAUAGUGAAGAGGAGAGAAGGCACAUUGACAGUGAUGAUCAUGAUGAAGAAGAUGAUGAAGAUGAUGAUGAACUUAUCGAUCAGAAAGCAGAUAUAUUCAUAUCAUCAUUACAGAUUAGUACACCUGCUUUGUAUGAUAACUAUGGAUUCAUGGUCGAACCUGACUUGAUACAGACACAUCUUAUUUAUAAGGACAAAGUGUUGCUACAUGAGAAACAACGCAAGAUUGCAUGGAUGGCAUAUAUCGAGACGAAUCCUGGAUCAUUCCAAACACUCUCACUCAAUCUACCUCCAAUGUCAUCGGUCAACACUACUUAUCGUCUGGCAUGUGCGCCCAAGCCACUAAAGGCAAUGAUACGCAAGGGUGUCCCCGCAGAGUUCCGCUCAACAGUAUGGAUGCGAUGUAGUGGUGCCUAUCUUCGUCUAAAGCGCAAUCCAGAUGAAUACUACAAUAUAUUGGAGGCAUAUCGCGGCAAGACAUCAGUUGCCACCAAACAGAUUGCACUGGACAUUGAUCGAACAUUUCCCGAUCAUCAAUAUCUCAACACAAAGGAGCAUCUCGAUCAGCUGACCAAUGUCUUGACCGCAUAUUCAUGGAGGAAUCGUUCGUAUCCCAUCUGGACUACAUUCAUUGAUUGA
Acytostelium subglobosum LB1 is the source of this 825-nucleotide messenger RNA. RefSeq lists its product as hypothetical. The coding region runs from base 1 to 825 and encodes 274 amino acids. The record is from RefSeq and is a predicted model, not a curated record. The transcript has a single exon. NCBI's taxonomy places the organism in Eukaryota, Evosea, Eumycetozoa, Acytosteliales, Acytosteliaceae.